AUGGCUGAGUAUUGCUCUACGUUUCCCUUCCUGGCGCAGUCGGAGUUUGAGCGUGCAUGUCAGGAUCUCGCCGAUCAAUGCACUUCGGCCCAAAAUAUUACCUGGUCUGACAUUAGACUGCUCACAAAGCCAGGUGGAACAGGCCUCAGAAUAACAAAAUGUGUUGAUGUCCCCAGCCCGCUAGAAGCCCCAGCGCUGGCAGACCUUGAAGAAUCACAGGAAGAUGAAGAUCCGCCCCUAAGGGACGUGUCCACUUGUCCUGACUCUUCACUGCAGGAAGCUCUCGUUCGCGCCAAACCCGAGCCCAGAUUACAGAUUGACUAUGAUAUCUUGUUAUCUCCCACAUAUCAGGUCCCUGUCUUGUACUUCGGCCUUAGGUGGCACAACCACGGCCCACUCGGACUAGACGAAGUCUACCAGUAUGUCGUGCCGGAACGGUACAGACAAGAAUUGAAGAGUUUUGGUGUAAUGGGUGGGAUUAGUAUGGGUGUAGGUGCAUUCUCGGAACCUCGUGACAAGAGCUCAUGUCUUCUUUUUUACCAUCCUGACUCUGGCGCCCCGGCCUUUUUUGUCCACCCAUGCAACACCGCGGAAGCCAUGGCGAAUAUCGCAGACGCACAGAACGUCACUCCCGGGUCAUAUCUCCUCAUCUGGCUCGGCCUUGUAGGCCAUUGCGUGAACCUGCACGUCCCACGCGAGCUUUUCGCUUAGCACAGUACCAG
Molecule: messenger RNA, 722 nt
Organism: Penicillium vulpinum
Lineage: Eukaryota; Fungi; Ascomycota; Eurotiomycetes; Eurotiales; Aspergillaceae
Product: ATG3/ATG10 family protein
Exons: 4
Coding region: 1-711 (236 amino acids)
Biological process (GO): protein modification by small protein conjugation; macroautophagy; protein lipidation
Cellular component (GO): intracellular anatomical structure
Molecular function (GO): Atg12 transferase activity
Source: RefSeq, a predicted model, not a curated record